Molecule: messenger RNA, 1576 nt
Organism: Amyelois transitella
Lineage: Eukaryota; Metazoa; Arthropoda; Insecta; Lepidoptera; Pyralidae
Product: tRNA dimethylallyltransferase
Exons: 7
Coding region: 17-1504 (495 amino acids)
Biological process (GO): tRNA modification
Cellular component (GO): mitochondrion
Molecular function (GO): tRNA dimethylallyltransferase activity
Source: RefSeq, a predicted model, not a curated record
UUCGCGCGCUCGCCUGAUGAUGGCUUUUCGGAGUGUUAUUUCUUCUCGCAUCCCUAUGGUGAUAAUUUUAGGUGCAACUGGAACAGGAAAAACAAAGUUAAGUGUGGAAUUGGCUCAGAAAUUUGGAACUGAGAUCAUCAGUGCAGAUUCCAUGCAGAUAUACAAAGGACUAGAUGUGGUGACGGCCAAAGCGAGCGUCCAGGAGCGAGAGUUGGUGAAGCACCACCUGAUGGACAUACUGGAGCCCCAUCAGAUGUUCACCGUCGUGGACUUCAGGAACAGGGCACUUAAGAUUAUCGAGAAUUUAACAGAACUGGGAAAAAUACCCAUAAUCGUGGGAGGGACUAAUUAUUACAUAGAAUCAAUUGUUUAUAAAAUACUUGUCGAAGAUACGGAUGAUACAGAAGCCCUGCUUUGGGAUAAAAGUAGACGAAAAAGAGAUUUUGAUAGCGACGAUGAAGAUGAAAUAAAAAAGAGAAGGAUUUCUCCUGAUAGUAGUUCAAAAAUUGACCCACAAAGUUCUGAACCACAAACAGAUAAUCAAACCGUAUUAGAAAUUAAUGAUGUUAAUAAAAGUACGCAUAGCAAAGGAAGCGUGAAAGACGUAAAUGUAUUUAAGGAAAAACUUAAACAAGAUGUGGAUAACGAAAAAAACUUAUCAAAUGAAGAAAUACACGAAAAAUUGAAUUCCUUUGAUCCUGUUAUGGCGGCACGGCUGCACCCUAACAAUAGGAGGAAAGUAUUAAGAUCGAUAGAGGUUUACCUGAAGACGGGUCGUCUGCACAGCGAGAUCCUGGCGGAGCAGAAGCUCAGCGAAGGUGAACUCAGGAGGCCAGGGUCCACCAUCAUAUUCUGGCUGAAAUGUGAACAGUCCGUGCACGAUCAACGUCUGGACAAUCGUGUGGAUCAGAUGCUGGAAGAGGGGCUCAUCCGGGAACUGCUGGACUUCCACGACAGCCACAACAAGCACAGGAUCAAGGAUGGCAAGCCCCCGGAUUACACCAAAGGCAUCUUCCAAACACUAGGAUUCAAGGAGUUCCAUGAUUAUCUGAUGAUGACGGAAGACCAGAGACAAUCAGAAGACGGGAAGAAACUACUCCAGCUUAGCAUAGACAAUAUGAAGAUGGCGACUAGGAGGUACGCGCGUCGGCAGAACAAAAUGGUUAAGGGGAGAUUUUUACAGCAUCCUUUUAGACAGGUUCCUCCAGUUUACGAAUUAGAUACCACAGAUAUAUCAUUAUGGGAAGAAAAUGUCAAAGGGAAAGCCGAAAAAAUUAUAGAAAGUUAUCUACACGAAUCGCCCUGUGAAUACGAACCAUUAAAUUUAAAAUUAGAUGAAGAGAAAAAGAACAUAGACGGCAACUCACGUAAUUAUUGUGAAGUUUGUAAUCGGUUAAUAAUCGGAGACAAAACAUAUAAAAUUCAUUUGAAAUCCAAUAGGCAUAUGAAAGUUAUCAAGUUAAAGAAAAAAUUAGAAAGAGAGAAACCUCAAGAAACUCAAUAAAUCUACAGUAUUUAGUUUAAUUUAUUAAAUAAAUGUGUUGUUAUGUUGAUAUGGAAAAUAAAAGAACAUUGU